GAACCUCUGGAGACGUUCUUGAGUAGAACCAAAGGGAAUGUUUCCCAUGGCUUGAAACGGGGAAAUGGCUGGGGAGAUGGACACAGAUCAGAGGUUCAGCUGGGAACCUAUCCCGGAAAGAAAACGGGUGAAUCCAUUCCAUGUGGCGGAGCAUCCCAAGGAAAUGAUCCCAAGGAAAUGACCGUCCAGCAGACAAGUCACAAUGACAAAAAAUCCUACAAAUGCCUUGACUGUGGGAAAAGCUUUCGUCAUAGCUCAAGGUUUAUUAUACAUCAAAGAAUCCACACAGGAGAAAGGCCCUAUAAAUGCCCCGAGUGUGGGAAAAGUUUCAAUCACAGCUCAAACUUUUUUCAGCACCGGAGAACACACACAGAAGAAAGACCCUAUAAAUGCCGUGAGUGUGGGAAAGGCUUCAGCUUGAAAUCGACCCUAGUUAAGCAUCAGCUGAUCCACAGAGGAGAGAAACCCAAUAAAUGCCUGGAGUGUGGGAAAAGUUUCAUCCAGAAGUCACAUCUUAUUAUACAUCAGAGAGUGCACACCGGAGAGAGACCCUUUAAAUGCCAUGUGUGUGGGAAAAGUUAUAUUGAUAACUCCAAGCUUACAAGACAUCAGCAAACCCAUGCAGGUGAGCGACCUUUUAAGUGCCUUGAGUGUGGGAAAGCUUACACUUGGAAAUCAAACCUUACUAUACAUCAGAAAAUCCACACUGGGGACAACCUCCAUACAUGCUUGGACUGUGGGAAAACUUUCAGUCGGAGCUCACACCUUCAUCAUCACAUGAGAAUGUUCCCAGGAGAAAUACCCUUUAAAUGCCUUGAGUGUGGGAACAAUUUCAAUUGUAAAUCAGCCCUUAAAUCACAUCAGAAAACCCACACUGGAGAGAAACCCCAUAAAUGCUCGGAGUGUGGGAAAACUUUCAGUUGCAACUCACGCCUUCUUGCUCACAGGAGAAUGCACUCAGGAGAAAGACCCUUUAAAUGCCUCGAGUGUGGGAAAGGAUUCAGUUGUAAAUCAGCCCUUAAAUCGCAUCAGAAAACCCACACUGGAGAGAAACCCCAUGAAUGCUUGGAUUGUGGGAAAACUUUCCGUCGGAGCUCACACCUGAUUCAUCACAGGAGAAGACACUCAGGAGAAAGACCGUAUCAAUGCUUUGACUGUGGGAAAGGUUUCAGUGUGAAAUCAGCCCUUCAUACACAUCAAAAAGCCCACACUGGAGAAAAACCCUAUAAAUGCCCUGAGUGUGGGAAAGGUUUCAUUUGGAAAUCAGCCCUUAAAUCGCAUCAGAAAACCCACACUGGGGAGAAACCCCACACCUGCUUGGACUGUGGGAAAUCUUUCACUUGGGGCUCAUACCUCAUUCACCAUAGGAGAGUGCACUCAGGAGAAAGACCCUAUAAAUGCCUUGAGUGUGGGAAAGAUUUCAGUUGGCAAUCAACCCUUUAUGCACACCAGAAAGCCCACUCUGGAGAGAAACCCCAUAAAUGCUUGGACUGUGGGAAAAAGUUCAGCCAGCGCUCGUAUCUUAAUAGACAUGAGAAAAUCCACCUGAGAGAGAGGUCUUAUGAAUGCCUUGACUCUAGACACCUGUCCUCACCCCUGUCUUCCACCAGUCCCCAGACUGUGCUCCCCCCUCACCUCGGGCUGUUCUCUACAGGGGAAGUGUCCUCGGGGGCUGGUAACGCCUCCCCUCCCUGGAUCCCCCAGGGUUCUGGGCUCUGGGGAUCAAACAUGAAGGGAUCAGGCCAGUGGGUUCUGGAGAGAAAAGUGGGGAUUGAAUGGUGGGGGCUAAGGGAGCUGGGCAGCAGGGGGAGCUGGGUGCUGGGGCCAGACGUGCCCUGUGGGGAGGAGAUGAGGGGGCACGUUCUCCCUAAAUGCCAUGGGCAGGAGGAGCAAGGUGCAGAGCUUCUGGGUGGACCAGAACACUAGAAGGGGGGCCAGUUGCUCCUUUGGCCCUAGAACAGUCGGACUAAGAAAGAAGCUCUAAGGGCUGCAGCCGCAGGCCCCAGGAUAAGCGGGGAUCUAUUCGACCGGGGUCCUGGGCUGCAACCCAUAAAGCUGCUGUGUUCUGGAUCGGCCCUUCCUUUCAGCAGGGCGAGAGGCAACAUCGCUAAAAAUGUUUCCCCAACUUUUUGGGCUUAGUGCGGAUCAUUUCUAGAUGGGAAGAUUCGUCCUUCUUUUUCUUUUAUUAAAAGUGAAGUGUUGCAAUGAAUACAAC
This is a messenger RNA of Pelodiscus sinensis (Chinese soft-shelled turtle), 2215 nucleotides long. The record is from RefSeq and is a predicted model, not a curated record. NCBI's taxonomy places the organism in Eukaryota, Metazoa, Chordata, Testudines, Trionychidae.